Syngnathoides biaculeatus (alligator pipefish) is the source of this 1714-nucleotide messenger RNA. It is a transcript of the gene slc39a9, whose product is annotated as solute carrier family 39 member 9. Gene Ontology annotation, cellular component: membrane. Gene Ontology annotation, molecular function: metal ion transmembrane transporter activity. Gene Ontology annotation, biological process: transmembrane transport; zinc ion transport. NCBI's taxonomy places the organism in Eukaryota, Metazoa, Chordata, Actinopteri, Syngnathiformes, Syngnathidae. The coding region runs from base 395 to 1339 and encodes 314 amino acids. The transcript is spliced from 7 exons. The record is from RefSeq and is a predicted model, not a curated record.
CUUACUACAGCUAAUUAGCAUGUUUGUUUGCUCGCCUUUAGACACGUCACAAGUGCGUGAAACACGCCUAAAAAAAUAGAUUUUGGAACGGGACACACAUGGAGGACAUGAGGCCCGGCGUGGCUUGCUUGGACGUCGACGUGUCGAGUCGCCUCGCUUGCGAAACGCCGGCGCGGGCCGGACAAUAGCAUCCCCGAAGCUAGUUUAGCUUAGCGAAGAGGAAGCCAUUAAAGAAAAUAUACGUCGGCGUUUUGUUGACUGACAGUGGCUCAACUAGUUUGUGAGGCUCGGCGCUGAGAGUUUUUGGGUGUGUCUUUUGCCGCCACAGGUUUUCACGUAUAUUGGAGGGGGCUGGGGCGGGGGGGAAUUCGAUUUCGCCUUUUAAAGUGCAGCUAUGGAGGACUUGAGCUCCAUCAGCCUGCUGUCUCUUGCCAUGCUGGUGGGCUGCUAUGUGGCCGGGACCAUUCCCUUGGCAGUCAACUUCUCUGAGGAGAAGCUGAAGCUGGUCACCGUGCUGGGGGCGGGGCUCCUCUGCGGCACGGCCCUCGCCGUCAUCAUUCCCGAAGGCGUCCACGCUCUUUACGAGGAAAUCCUGGAAGGGGGCGGACAUCACCCCCCGAGCCAGGUGGGCGUUGUCGUCGAGGCGUCGGAGGCCAAGGCGGAGGUGGGGGCGGCGGCGGCGGCCGCGCUGGGCACGGACGGCCACCACGAGCACGGCCAAGAGCAUCUGCACGCCUGCAUCGGCGUCUCGCUGGUGCUGGGCUUCGUCUUCAUGCUGCUGGUGGACCAGAUCGGCUCGUCGCACAUGCACAGCGCCGAGGAUUCAGAAUCUGCGAGAGUGGCCUCCUCCAAAAUGACCACCACGCUCGGUCUAGUGGUGCACGCUGCCGCUGACGGCGUGGCCCUCGGCGCCGCCGCCUCCACCUCUCAAACCAGCGUCCAGCUCAUCGUUUUUGUCGCCAUCAUGCUUCACAAGGCCCCCGCCGCGUUCGGCCUGGUUUCCUUCCUAAUGCACGCCGGGCUGGAGAGGAAUCGCAUCCGCAAGCACCUGCUGGUUUUUGCCCUGGCCGCGCCCGUCCUGGCCAUGGUCACCUUCCUCGGACUCAGCCAGAGCAGCAAGGAAGCGCUGUCAGACAUCAACGCCACCGGCGUGGCCAUGCUUUUCUCGGCCGGCACCUUCCUCUACGUGGCGACCGUGCACGUGCUGCCCGAGGUGGGCGGCGUGGCGGGCCACAGUCACGGCGGCAACGGCGGCAAGAGCCUGAGCAAGGUGGAGGUGGGCGCCCUGGUGCUCGGCUGCCUCAUCCCGCUGCUGCUGUCGGUCGGCCAUCACCAUUAGGAUGACGGUGAAAACGAAAAACUUGCGAACGUUGGAACUGGUCUGGUCACGCCUGAUUUUUUUUUUUUUUCCGUUUUUGUUUUUUGUUCCUUUUUUACAGUGUACAGAUCUCUUAGACAGAUUUAAAAGUGACGUUCAAGUGCCAUUGUAGCUGGACCGCCGCUACUUCCUGCUUCUGGGACGUUGUGUACGUUUUCUUUCUUUAAGGUGGACAAGGUUUCUUUCGUAACGCCAAUUAAAGGGAAAAUCCAUAAACUACAACAGAUCUGGACUAUAAUCACUAAAUUCCCUUUCAUCUCUUAAAUGCAGUCAGUGGAAAUCAGGACUCUUUUGCCCGUUGGGAUCGAGCGACCUUUUGAAACAUUUAGGGCAGGA